Messenger RNA from Pyricularia grisea, 2080 nucleotides. RefSeq lists its product as uncharacterized. The record is from RefSeq and is a predicted model, not a curated record. The transcript has 3 exons. Gene Ontology annotation, molecular function: oxidoreductase activity; heme binding. Bases 407 to 1933 code for a protein of 508 amino acids. Lineage: Eukaryota; Fungi; Ascomycota; Sordariomycetes; Magnaporthales; Pyriculariaceae.
GCGGGAAGAAGUCCGCGGGGGAAUUGACACCGAGCACCCCACAUUUACCCCACCUCUAACCCAAGUUGGCAACUUAGCCAUCCAUUCAACCCUCCAUCCUGACCCGUUCACGCCCCGUCAUCGUCAAGCUUGCUCAAGUCCACCCUCGGCACUCAAGGAUGGCAUCCAGUCCGUACGGCGCCGCGCUCCAUGAUCCGCGGUCCACCCUGACCAUGUGUUUCUGGAUCCCCAAUGUCCAAUGGAUAAGCGGUGACCUGCGCGGCUGCUCCUUGUCCUCUGGGCGAUCUAAAACCGAUAUUCAUAUCCGCAAUCUGCAUCGGACUUGGUCUAGAGACGUCCCAAGUCUUGCCUACUGCUUACUACCUAUUACCUCCUAUCCUCUUCUGCUCCUUCAUCCGCACACACUAUGGCUGCUGAAAUAACAUUAACAGCCGAAGAGCUGGGGCGGCAUCAGUCGCCCGAUGACUGCUGGAUUGCGGUACAUAAAAAGGUCUGGGAUGUGACCGAGUUCUUGGACGAGCACCCAGGAGGAUCAGAGAUCAUCCUCCAAUACGCAGGAAAAGAUGCAACAGCCGCAUACGAUGGCAUCCACGCUCCUGGCAUACUCGAGGAGACAUUGGCUCCCGAAAAGUUCAAGGGCACUUUCAUACCUGCCACCAGCGACAGUGCGGCGCCAGGCGCCGAGAGCGAGGCAAUAGAAAUGCAACAAGCACCGCCCUCCACAAACACACCCGUCCCUUACCGCAAACCAGAUCUCUACUCCAACAUUAGUGCCCAAGACCUCCGGGAUGUUGCUUCUCACACAUUUACGGCCAAGACAUGGGCCUUUUACUCUUCGGCGGCAACAGAUCUCAACACGCAUGGCUGGAACCAGUCGUUCCUGCGUCGCAUCAUGCUCCGCCCACGGGUACUGCGCGACGUUGCGAAAACGAGCAUGCGGCGAAAGAUUCUUGGUUACGACUCAUCCGUGCCCUUCUUCAUCAGCCCCGCCGCCAUGGCACGCCUGGCUCACCCGGAUGGUGAGAUGGCGCUGGCACGGGGCGCCGCAAGGGAAGGCAUAAUUCAGUGUAUCUCAAACAAUGCAUCAUACCCUCUGUCAGCUAUCGCAUCCGCUUCAGAUUCGCUGCCAGCCGACGAGCUGCACGAGCUGACGGCCAGGCCGAGACAGACCUUCUUUUUCCAGCUGUACGUCAAUCACGAGCGCCACAAGACGGCCGAUCUACUUCGCAAAGCACGCGACCUGGGGAUCAAGGCCAUCUUUGUGACGGUGGACGCGCCAGUCCCCGGCAAGCGCGAGGCGGACGAGCGCAUUGCGGCCGAGGCUAUCGCAUCGGCGGUUAGCGGUGCCGUUGCCAGCAACGACAAGAAGGGGGGCGGUAUGGGCCGGCUCAUGGCGGGUUACGUUGAGAAGCGCCUGAUCUGGGAGGACAUUGCCUGGAUCAAGGAGGUCUCUGGCCUGCCUGUCAUCCUCAAGGGCGUACAGAGUGCCGAGGACGCGAGGCUGGCCGUCAAAUAUGGCUGCGAGGGUAUUAUGCUCAGCAACCACGGCGGCAGGUCACUGGAUACGUCACAGCCGGCCAUUUUGGUGCUGUUGGAGCUUCACAAGUACUGCCCGGAGGUAUUUGACCAUCUCGAGGUUAUUGUGGAUGGUGGGUUCCAACGUGGAUCAGAUAUACUUAAGGCUAUCUGCUUGGGAGCUACCGCGGUUGGUAUCGGGAGGCCUUUCCUUUACUCGCUUGCAUACGGCGAGGAGGGUUGUGCGCACUUGUGUCAGAUUCUCAAGGACGAGCUCGAGGUCUCGAUGAAGCUCUGCGGCAUCAACUCUCUCGAUGAGGCACACCCCGGUUUGGUGAACACGGCAGACAUUGACCACCUGGUCAGAUCGGCAGAAGACCACCCAUGGAUCAAGUGGAAACCGAAGGCUCGGUUGUAAUACGGUUGUUUGUUUAAGUUGUACAGCGACAUGAACUACUUGUCACAUCCAUCUUGCUAUAGAUGGCCAGAUUUUGUUUUUAGAUAUUUGUUCAGAUCUUUGUUGGUCCUUAGAUUUAAUGACACAAACCAAAGUGUUCGUUGAGGG